AUGAGUGAUACUCCUACACCUCAAAUAAUUGAUCCACAUAGUAUCAUAGUAAAAAAAUCAUCAACAUCUGAAAUUGAAAUCUUUCGUAAACCAUUACCACCUUCAUUAAGACGUCAAAAGCGAAAAACUCUUGAUGAAGAAAAGUAUGUUCAAGAUUUAUCACACAUAAUUGAACGUGAUUUUUUUCCCAAUAUUGAAAAACUAAAAGCACAAGAAAAGUAUCUUACGGCAUUAGCUACGAAUGAUGUUGUGACGUUAAGAGAACUGCAGUUGAAAUACAGUAUUUAUCGUGGUCCAUCACCGUCUCCAACAAUGGGUGCAAAAGAUACACCGUCAAAUUCAUUCGAAACACCGUUAGAAAAAAUGCGUGAUACUCCAAAAACUCGAAAAGAUGAACAUUCAAAACAACAUAUGAUAGAAGAGGAAGAAGAUGAAUGUAAUGAUGAUGAUAACGGCGAUAACGCUUCAACAACAACGACAAAGAAAAAGAGAGCACGUGAUCUGACGUUGGAUAAUUAUUUGAAUUUAAAUACAAGUGAAGAUAAUAUAUCGUUUGAACAAUUAAUGGAUGAAAAAGAGAAAAGAGAGAGAGCAAAACUGCAUCAGGCAUGGUUAUUUGAACAACAACAUUUAAGAAAAAUGGAACAAGAAACACAAUUGGCACUGCCAUCUGUGGAACAACAAGCAAUCACAAAUAAUCCAGGAACCAUAGUAACAUGGCCAUAUACAGCGAAGAAUGCCGUAAUGUAUUAUCCAGAAGGAUGUGAACUGACAUCAGCUGAAAAAAUUGAACAUGCUAAACGUGUUCGUAGUAUACAACAUCACAAUACACGCUUUGUCCAAGAUCCAUUUGCUAUAACAGAUUCAACAUCAAAAAUCACCACAUCUCGUAAACAAGCCAUACAAAUUGAUAUUGACGGUUCCGAAAUUAAAUCAACUGAAACUCCUAAAGUAAACGGUUAUGGAUUUGUUGUUACACCAUCACCGAUGCCUGGUCAACACGGCGAUGAGAGUCCAGUGAUGACGUGGGGCCAAAUAGAGGGUACUCCAUUCUGUUUGGAUGGUGAUACAUCACAAGUACUUGGCCCAUCAUUUAAAAUUAAUACAACACCACUACGAGAGCAACUAGCAAUGGAAUUAGUUGAAAAAGCAUCUCAACAACAUCGUAAACGAAAAUUAGAAGCGAUUAAAACGAUAAAUAAAAAUUUCUCAACAACAUCUAAACAACAACAACAAACAAAACAAGAACUUGUAUCGAAUAUGUCACCUGCAGCUCAACGUCUAUUGACAUUACGUUUAGGUGUGAAUAGAACUAAUUCAUCAUCAGUAAAUAAUCGAUCGAACAUGUUUACACCGUCUCCUAUUCAUCGUACAUUUCAUGGAAACAGUCCAAGAACACCCUCAAGUCUGGGAAUAAUAAAACAUCAGCAGUCGUCUCCAUCAACACAAGGACUCACUGAUAAUUUACUUAAUCUAAGACGUUAA
This is a messenger RNA of Didymodactylos carnosus, 1485 nucleotides long. Lineage: Eukaryota; Metazoa; Rotifera; Eurotatoria; Philodinida; Philodinidae. The record is from the annotation of a GenBank genome assembly.